UCUUGAUAAACCUUAUUCUAUGACUAUGGAUGACAGGGUUGAGUAGCGUGAAAUCGAGUGAACGAGUAUGCGCGCGACCGCGACCGUUAGAAAAUUGCACCAUUUUUUAGUUGUAAUCAAGAUUAUUUUCUGAGUUGUGCAGUAUUAUGCUAAACAUUCAUGAUAUUCUGAAAAGUGACACAUGUGCAGUUUAGUGGUAAAGUAAAUUUUUAAUUGUGUGAUUGUUGUUGGGCGAAAUUCUAACUACGCUUCAUAGAGGUACUAACGUCGUGCACGAGGCAACAUUUUUACCGGGUUCUUUUGAGAGGAGCACUUUUUUCUGUAAACAAAAUGUCGGUGGAUGCUCUGAGUGAUGCAGAAUUGCGUAGUAAACUAAUGGAGUACGGGUAUCCAGUGGGUCCGGUAACACAAACCACUAGGAAGAUUCUCGUAAAAAAACUAAAAAAUCUCAUUGAAUCUCGAGGUGGUACAGGGUCACGACAUUCAUUGGCUGCCAGGUAUAGUAGUGAGGAUACAGAUGAUGACACAAGUUCAACAACUAGUAAAAAGAAAAAAGCAACAGCAAGUGCCAGAAGACAAACUCUAGCAAAUCCAAUGCCUCCACCCACAUCAGUUUUAGCACCUUCUGAUGUAAACAUAUCAAAAAGUUCGAUUAAAGAUAGAACAACACAUUCUGAGUUCAAGGAUCCUAUAGUACCAGAUUAUGAUAAUUCUUCAUCUUUCACAACUCGUACAAUAACAAAAACUACCCAUAAAAAGUACAUGAAAACCAAUAAAGUAUCAAGUAUAACUGAUGAUUUGGAAACUGGUUCAGAUUCAGAUGUUGUUGAAGAUGUAACUAAAACAUAUUCUCCACCUAAAUAUUUAUCAAAUGUUGGAAAAUUUCAUGAGUCUAGAACUUAUGAUCAUAACAUUUCUGAUCAAGAACAAAUUCCAAAAUCAUAUGAUUCAAAAUCAAGAUCUAUUCACACGAUAAAAGAUAACAAAUAUAGUGAAUCACUUUUUGAUUCAAAUAUUUCUCCAAUACAUUCACCAAAUGAAGAUAUGUGUACAAAAGACAAUGCAAAUCAAAGAGAUCUUCUAGCCAAUUAUGAGACACCAUUUCUCUCAGAAUUUACUAGAAGACUUAGUUCACGGUCAUCUACUAAUUUACCAUCUACAGCCUUGUCUAGUUUAAAAAGUCCACCAUCACGUUUUACAACGAAUUUACCAGACUUAAAAGAAAAAGAUUCAAAUGGUCAUUUUUCUUCCUCAAGAUCAUUGUAUCCAUCAUCCAGUUCAAGACACACAUCAUCAACUGAUAGACCUCGGGAAACAGUAAAUAGAAUAUUUAAACCAUUGUCUACAAAUAGGGAAGAUGUACGAAACAAUCACAAUAUGGUGUCUGUAAUCUUAGUAGUGGUACUUGCUUUAUUUUUUGGAAUUCUUGCUGUUAUAUAUAUGGGACUUGGUGGAAAAGCAGAAACAUUUCCAUCACUUUCAACGGAUAGCAACAUACCAUUAUGUUUUGCUGGAGAUGACCGAGAAGCACCUGGAGUUAACUGUGUAAUGAAAGAAAAUAUAGAUUCCGUAUUACAACUGUUAAAGCGACUGCAACCAAUUUUAACAAAAAAGGCUGUGUCCAUGAUAUGUGACAAUUCCAGUGAAACUCCUUACCUGACCGAUUCUGAGAUCAUGCAAAUGUUCACGAGUAAUAAAGUGACAAGUUUGGAAGUAAAAGAAGAUUUGCAAAAUGCACAAUUACUUGUCAUAAAAAAUCCGAGAUGGGGCAUUUCUCUCAUAGAUAUAAGUGAUGAUAAUGGUAGUUCUGGCGAUGUUUUGGAUUCCUUGAGUAAAUUAUUCUCUACUCGUCUAAAUGGAAAAGUCGGAAUGAUGAUAAUAAACCCGGAGUUGCCGAUGCAAUGUCUUAUCAAGAAUAAGCUUUUCACCAUAUUCUCCUCCCUUCUAAUCGUGUCACUUGGCCUCUUAGCAGCUACAGGAAUGCAGAAAUUAUUCGUUUGGUAUAUAAGGUACAAGAAAAGUACCGAGAGAGAAGUGUUUAAACUUGUUAGUGAUAUUAUUAACAUGGUCGAGAUUCACCAUCAAAAUGCGGCAGUUGCAACACCCGGCGGUACGCAAGAAAGUUUUCUCGCCAUAAAUCAUGUACGUGAUAAUCUAAUACCUCCAAAAGAUAGGAAAAAAAUGGCUGGACUUUGGGAAAAAGCAGUGAAAUUUUUAGACGAAAAUGAAUCUAGAAUUCGAAGAGAAGUACAACAGGUUGCAGGAGAAGAAUUUUAUGUAUGGCGCUGGUUGCCUAAUAACAAUCUUAAAUCGAAUACUCAAAAUUUUGUUUUAAGCAAAAAAUCUAAAGUGUGGCAAGGUCAAGCAUUUGAAACAAUGGAAGGUUCUGUCAAUAGUUUGACUUGUUCACCAACACCUUGCUUGAAAAUAAGGCAUAUGUUUGAUGCUGAUGUAGAAUUUGAAGAUGAUUGGGAAACGAAGGUACAAGAUGCUAUUCUAGAAAAAUGUGGAGAGACCGUAAAAAUUCUUCACAUCCGUGUAGACCGUGGUAGUCGAGAAGGUUGUGUUUACAUGAAAUGUAUGUCACAGGAAGAUGCAGGGAAAGCUUAUAGGGCUUUACAUGGAUGUUGGUUUGAUGGUCAUUUAGUAACUGUGAAGUACCUGAGAUUGGAGAGAUAUUAUGAAAGAUUUCCAGACGCACGUCGCUGUACAACACCGUUAAAACCAAGUAACAAUCAACGAUUAUCUAUGCAAGCGGAUUACUAGUAGAAAUGCCAUGUGGAUGUAAAUUGACAAAAUACCUCUUUGCUUGUAUAUAUAUAAAUAACAAGCAGAAUUUGAGUUUUUGCCGCUGAAAUAAUUGUUUGCGGACCAGAAUUCGCGAGACUUAUAUUUUUUGCUCUGGAAAAGAGUAGAAUUUCGUACUGUCGCGUAGAGGUAUAAAAUCUGUGAA
Molecule: messenger RNA, 2953 nt
Organism: Eufriesea mexicana
Lineage: Eukaryota; Metazoa; Arthropoda; Insecta; Hymenoptera; Apidae
Gene: MAN1
Product: LEM domain-containing inner nuclear membrane protein MAN1
Exons: 11
Coding region: 331-2766 (811 amino acids)
Biological process (GO): nuclear envelope organization; negative regulation of BMP signaling pathway
Molecular function (GO): chromatin DNA binding
Source: RefSeq, a predicted model, not a curated record